AUGCCCGAAUCACAAAAAGGGUCCAUCGAAUUCCCUCAGAAACUUACAGGGUUUCAGCCAUUGGCAGGUGGUCCUGGGAACUUUAGAGUUUUGGCUAACAGCCAGGCUGAAGAAGAUGCGUUUGACUACAAGCUGUUCAGGGAUGUGUCAAAACCUACUGGAUUAUUUGGCUCCGUCGCUCACAUAGUGAAAGGAGCUUUGGGAGGUGGUCUACUUGGGGCUCAUGUGUCGUAUAUGAAGGCAGGGAUUGGUACAGCUAUACCCUUAACUCUCUUCUUAGGAUUAUACAUGGCGAUGUGUUUACAUCUGCUAGUAGAAUCAGCUCAAAUCCUCUAUCGACGGACAAGAAUACCAACGAUGUCGUAUUCAGAUGUGGGAGAAUGUGCUGUACAAUGUUGUCCAAACCCUAAAGUGGCAAGAUUUUCUCGAGUAUUCAGGUAUACGAUUGACGUUGUGAUCACUAUUGACCUCUUUGGAGCCUGUGCUUGCUACCAACUUAUCAUAGCGAAGACUAUAAAACAGCUAGUCGAGAAUACUGUAAGCUCUGAUGCGGAACCUCUUGUAACAGGGGGAUGGCAUCUGAAAACCUACUUGGCCAUUAUGAUUGUACCAAUGAUCGUGUUAUGUUUGAUCACUCAUUUGAAAUGGCUGGCUCCGUUUUCCGUCGUGGCUAACAUUGCAGUAGUGGUGGCCAUUAUAAUGGCAAUAUAUUACGCCUUCACAAACAACCCAAGUUUUUCCAACAUGCACGCAGUGACUGAAGUCAGCCAACAGUUCGAGUUCGUUGGAAUGGUUGUCUUCGGCAUGUCCUGCGCAGGAGUGGUGAUCCCAGUUGAAAACAACAUGAGGGAGCCGCAUAAAUUUAAAUACGUUUUCGCCAUUGGUAUGUUUCUAACUGUCCUCUGCACAUUCUUGGUAUCGUUCUUCGGUUACGCCGCAUUCUUAGAAAAAUGCGUCAGCCCAAUAACUCUCAAUUUUGACAUGACUGAAACAACUAAGAUAUUCAAAGGCUGUGUAGCUGCUAUGAUUUACGUUACCCAUGCUUUGAACUUCUGGGUGCCAUUCAACCUGUGUUUCCACUACCUCAAGAAACUGCACAAGACCAACUUCUUGGCCUGGGAAUUGAUCUACAGAGCUAUAUUUGUCGUUAUUAUAGCAGUUGUUGCCAUAGUCUUCCCUGAUAUUAAUGGGUUGAUGGGUUUUCUCGGUGCGUUCUGCCUCACCAACAUGGCGUUCAUCUGGCCCAACGUUAUCACUCUCCUCGUGAUCUGGGAAAGACCAGGCUUCGGCAGGUACAGGUGGAGAUUAUGGAGGGGCAUCGUCUUUAUCUCUAUUGGUAUAUUCCUCUUUGUUUGUGGUAGCAUCGUUAACACCGCCGAACUGGUUUCUAUAUUCAAGAAAACUAAUACUUGAAGUAAAAAUUACAACUUAUUUUAUGUCUGAGAGUGAAGUCUUAACUUACAUUUAUUUAUUGCAAGUGGAUUUGUAAAUCUGUUUUUGUUUGCUCUUCACGCUUAGCCUUAAAAUAUAAAAAGUCUGCUUUGACAUAAUCAUGAUCCUAACAAAUUAGAUUGACUGAAUUUUUUAAUUUAAUUUAAGAAAUUGUAUAAUGAAAUACUGCUCCCAUAGAGUUUUCGAUAUAAAACAACAGAUAGCGAAGCUUGUCUAGAUACCUAUAACGUUACAAGCCUAACCUUAAAUGAAUCAUAAAAAUCUGACUAAUUCCAUUUAGUAUUAGAAUCUUGAGUGCUGCUUCGCUCUUGUGGGACAUUUUUGAUUCUGAAUUCCUUGUAUACGAG
Amyelois transitella is the source of this 1799-nucleotide messenger RNA. Its product is annotated as proton-coupled amino acid transporter-like protein CG1139. Gene Ontology annotation, cellular component: vacuolar membrane. The transcript has 10 exons. NCBI's taxonomy places the organism in Eukaryota, Metazoa, Arthropoda, Insecta, Lepidoptera, Pyralidae. Gene Ontology annotation, biological process: amino acid transmembrane transport. The record is from RefSeq and is a predicted model, not a curated record. Gene Ontology annotation, molecular function: amino acid transmembrane transporter activity. Bases 1 to 1413 code for a protein of 470 amino acids.